This is a messenger RNA of Ramularia collo-cygni, 1023 nucleotides long. RefSeq names its product probable NADH-cytochrome b5 reductase 2. Bases 1 to 1023 code for a protein of 340 amino acids. The record is from RefSeq and is a predicted model, not a curated record. Gene Ontology annotation, biological process: ergosterol biosynthetic process. The transcript has 5 exons. Gene Ontology annotation, molecular function: cytochrome-b5 reductase activity, acting on NAD(P)H. NCBI's taxonomy places the organism in Eukaryota, Fungi, Ascomycota, Dothideomycetes, Mycosphaerellales, Mycosphaerellaceae.
AUGUUUUCCACCAAGCUGUUCAGACCAGCGCAGCAGCUGUCCAGUCAUGUUAGACGAUACGCUUCGGAAGCCCCAAAGAGUGGCGGCAGCAACACCAUUCUAUACGCCCUCGGCGGUGCCGGUCUCCUCGGUGGUGGCUACUAUACAUUUGCGGGCGGAAAAAAAGAUCCAGUUGCUGUAGCGAUUGAACGCACUGCGCCAGAGUAUGAAAAUGUCCCUGCGAAGAUGGGAGGACCUCCAGACAAAGUCUUCAUUGGCGGCGAUCAAGGCUUCAUUGGUCUGGUCUUGGAUAAGGUGGAGAAGAUCAACUACAAUACCAGCAAGUUCCGCUUCAAGUUCGAUAACCCGGACGCUGUGAGCGGACUCACAGUCGCUAGCGCACUUGUGACAAAGUACAAAGGAGAGGGGGAUGAGAAGCCAACCAUUCGGCCGUAUACACCAACCAGCGAUGAAGAGGAGAGAGGCUACAUGGAUCUGAUCGUGAAGAAGUACAAGGGCGGCAAGAUGUCUGAGCAUGUUCACGCCAUGGAGCCUGGUCAAACGCUUGAAAUGAAGGGGCCUAUCCCCAAGUACAAUUGGGAGGCUAACAAGCACGACCACAUCGCACUCCUUGCGGGUGGCACCGGAAUCACACCCAUGUACCAACUCGCUCGCCAAAUCUUCAAGAACCCUGCCGAUAAGACAAAGGUCACACUCGUCUUCGGUAACAUCUCUGAGGAGGAUAUCCUACUGAAGAACGAAUUCGAGGAACUAGAAAAGAACUUCCCGGACCGAUUCCGCGCCUUUUAUGUCCUCGACAACCCGCCUGAGAAAUGGCAGGGUGGCAAGGGAUUCAUCAACAAGGAACUCAUCAGCAAGGUUGCUCCAGCAUCGAGCGAAGAGAACGUCAAGCUCUUUGUUUGCGGUCCUCCAGGAUUGGUCAAGGCGAUUGCAGGACCCAAGAAGAGCCCUGCAGAUCAGGGCGAGCUUGCUGGAAUCCUCAAGGAGCUUGGAUAUACCAAAGACCAGGUCUUUAAGUUCUAA